UGUACCCAGUGUUCCUAUAGAGCUGCUACUAGUAGUAAUUUAAAGAGACAUUUAGCUAUACAUUCAGAUACCAGGGAAUUUCAAUGUGCUAUUUGUAUGUUGAACUUUCGUCAGAAAAUACAUUUAGAAAGACAUCUCAAAUAUAAACAUCAGGAGAAAACAGUGAGUUGUCCUAUUUGUCCAUAUUUAUGUGCCAAUGAAAAUCCAGAUCUAAGAAUUCACAUUCGCAGGAAACACAUGCCUGUGGAUUCGUUGAGUGCACAUAUGUGUGAUGAGUGUGGAUUGGUGACUGUCAGUAAAAAAGACUUAAAACAACAUCAGAAAUUCCAUAAAAAAGGUCCUGAAUUGAAGUUUUUCUGUGAAAAUUGUAGUUUUGUGACUGACUGCGAAAGUAGAUUAAGAAGACAUAUGUUUAUUCAUACUAAAGAGAAACCAUAUCAAUGUGGUUUAUGUGAAUAUCGCGGCUCACAGAAAGAACAUGUCUUACGUCACAUGAAAUCUCAACAUCAAAAAAUAUUUGCUUGUAAUCAUUGUACAAUGAAAUUUUCUAAAUUGAUCAAUUUAUAUAAACAUUUACAUGCCCAACAUAAAGGUGUUAUGCCAAAUAGUGAGGAAGAAUUCACUUGUGUAGUUUGUGACUUCAGGACAAAUAAUAAAAAGAAUUUAUUAGUUCAUAUGAGAAAACAUAAUGCCCAAGAUCAAAGUCCUCCUUCUCAUGUAUAUUCAUGUGUUUUAUGUCGAUAUAUGAACCCAAGACGUAGAAAUUUAUUCCAACACAUGAAG
Messenger RNA from Lottia gigantea (owl limpet), 783 nucleotides. RefSeq lists its product as hypothetical. The record is from RefSeq and is a predicted model, not a curated record. The transcript is spliced from 3 exons. The annotation marks the transcript as partial. Lineage: Eukaryota; Metazoa; Mollusca; Gastropoda; Lottiidae.